Messenger RNA from Punctularia strigosozonata HHB-11173 SS5, 1212 nucleotides. RefSeq lists its product as uncharacterized. NCBI's taxonomy places the organism in Eukaryota, Fungi, Basidiomycota, Agaricomycetes, Corticiales, Punctulariaceae. The record is from RefSeq and is a predicted model, not a curated record. The transcript is spliced from 4 exons. The coding region runs from base 1 to 1212 and encodes 403 amino acids.
AUGCUGAAGCGAGGAGGUCGUGGGCACGAUCCCGCUGAAAUCGAAAAAACACCGAAGGGUUCGUUGACUCUGCGAUGCCCGGUGUGUCUGAUUCCUGGAGUCAACAUACCUGCCGAUUGGCAGUCGGCACCCGAGGGAGAGCGUUGGAAAUAUAGCUUCUUCAUCGGCUUGGAUGCUUGUUUCAAGCUGAAGCAGAAAAAUCGUGAUAUAGCUGACCCGGAGCUUGGGUCAGGCUUUAUGUAUUUCGCCAAGGAAGAUGAAUAUCAAGAUCACUUGAAGAAUACUGUGGACGUGCCGGAGGUACGCAUUUUCGCGCCUCCUACUCUUAUGAACUCGAAGAAUAGUACCAAGAAGUACACUGUGUCUGGGGUUGCAGCUGCCAAAUGUGCUCACCAUGCACUAGUCCUACCAAAUGGGGCAGCCGACCUUCAGAAAGGAGAGAAAUAUGUCUCCAUGGACUUCGUCUUCUGGAUGUCCAUACUCACGAUGGGGGCCAUGUCCCUGGUUGUCGUGUCGUAUGACAUCGCCUGCAAAUGGUCGGUCCACCUGUGGGACUGUUUUGCGACUCUCGCUCCGCAGUUCGCAUGCCUUCUGGUGACAGCCUUACGAUUUUUUGUGCCUAAUCUACACGUCGGCGUACACGGCGCGAAAUGUCGCCAUGUUUUCGGAUUCAACGUUAAUCGAUGGGUUGGCCGCACUCACGGAGAGACUCUGGAACAGGAAUGGGCCCACAUCGGCGCCAUGGCAACAAGUACUCGAGAAAUGGGACCGGGCGUGCGACAUGGUAUCUUGGAUGACCAUUGGCAUUUCUGGAACUUCCAAAAGAUUGUCGGCAUGGGUAUGUCUCUGCCUUGCUCUACGCGUAAAGAACUGAUGCAAGAAGAAGGGUGUCUAACGAGUCGAGGAGUGAAUGCGGUUGUUGUAGGCAAACUCGGCGAUGGGGAGCCACUCUUCCCAGUCGUCCUGGAGGUGAUUGACGUACAACCGAAGGAACUGUUCGAUCUCCUGGUUAACGCACUUGGUCUGGACGUCGGAUUGAGGGUGGUAAGCCAUGGAAGUGGCUACGGAGAUCCCGAGCAUUCCGCUCAACUCGCGCAUGAGGUGCGACACGAAUUGCGGGCCGCGGUCACUGAUCGUGACCUCUGGAAGUCCGUGGUGCUUCCAGACCUGGUCUUGGAAGAGCCAAGCAACUCCCAGGGAAGUCACCUCUGA